AUGCAGUCCUUCUAUACUUCGCCCACCUCGACGCACAUCUCCCACGGCCCAGCUGUCGACGAGCUCCGGACUAAAUAUUCGUCCACUAUAAAACCCAGCGCCCGAUCGCAUACCCACAAAAUCCAACGCCCCGGUCCCAUCCGACGCGCCAUCGACCGCGUGCGACUCGAGUACUACCGCUACGAGGUCACUUUCGGGCUCUACGUGAUGACGCCGAGCGAGAAGCUCGUGACCAAUACCUUCGUCAUCGUGGUUCUGACACUCCUGCUGUGGGCACUGCUACUAUACUUCCCGUCACUGCUCUAUCAAAAGCUCAGCCGCCUCGUAUGGCUGCUGACGGGCACCAGCGGCGAGGAAGUAGGCGCCGCCUGGGAAAUUCUCGGCAAGUACGGCAACCCUAUCAGUCCAGCAUCCACGGCCGAAAACUCCAUGUCCUUGUGA
Penicillium riverlandense is the source of this 441-nucleotide messenger RNA. Its product is annotated as serine palmitoyltransferase small subunit family protein. NCBI's taxonomy places the organism in Eukaryota, Fungi, Ascomycota, Eurotiomycetes, Eurotiales, Aspergillaceae. Bases 1 to 441 code for a protein of 146 amino acids. The transcript has a single exon. The record is from RefSeq and is a predicted model, not a curated record.